UCAGCUUCAGUAGAUGUGGAGUGUGCUCAGAAGGAGGGCUUCUCUCUACGGAGAAGAUAGUCCAAACUUUCCUCUCCUCUGUGUCCAUCCAUAGCCGUGUUCGGGUCGAGGAGGAGGAUAAAUGAGAAAAUGCUUGAAGAGUCUCAGACGGGGAAGCGCUUCUUUUACCAGAGGACGGACAUUACAGCCGCUUUUCGGGUGACUUCAGACAGCGGCGCGGACAAACUGAGACUCGAACUGUGUUGAAUGGCGGAAUUUUCUGCUAAAGUCUGGAUUUCCAAACGGUCGAAACCCACAGAGAGAGGAAAGGAGCGGGGGAGGCGCUGGGAAAACGCCCUGCUGCCUGUUGCUGCUGCUGCUGUCUCCAAAUUCAAACUUUCGAACCGAGUUGAGGAAAAUAUGCAUCUUUCACUUAACGGGAGGUGAACAUUUCAAAGCCGACGUCGUUGAAAGAAAAAUACUCCCAGCUAUCAUUACUACCUGGGUGACUAGUCGCUGGAAAUCUCUUUGGAAUAUUUUCAACUACUGUUUUUCUUUAGUUUUUUCUACCUUUGGUCAGUAUUCCAGUUGUUGGAGCUAUUUGGGUGCUGCUCCUCCAGGCCUCCAGCCGUUAGCCAGGAACAAAAGAGGGGCUCCCAUGUAAAGUCCUCACAGUUCAGAGAGAAACUUUCCAAUAAUUCCCAGGAAAAAAAACAACAACUUUGUUUUAUUCAGCCAUGUCGCUGGGCGCCGAGAGGAGGAUGGAAAACCGCCUGAAGAGGCUGGAGGACAUGAUCAAGGACCCCCGAUGUGCCAUAAACCUGGAAAGUCUACUGGACUCCAUAAAUGCGCUGGUUUUGGAUUUGGAUUACCCGGCACUGCGCAAGAACAAAAACAUUGAAACCUUUUUGAACAGAUAUGAGAAGGUUAUCAGAGAGCUUCGAAAUCUUCAGAUGAAGUCUGAAGACUUUGAGAAAGUUAAAAUCAUCGGUCGAGGGGCUUUUGGUGAAGUCCAGCUGGUCCGACACAAACCUUCACGGAAAGUCUAUGCCAUGAAGCUGCUGAGCAAGUUUGAGAUGAUCAAGCGCUCCGACUCUGCAUUCUUCUGGGAAGAAAGAGACAUCAUGGCCUUCGCCAACAGUCCCUGGGUUGUACAGUUGUGCUGUGCCUUCCAAGAUGAGCACUACCUCUAUAUGGUGAUGGAGUACAUGCCAGGAGGCGACCUGGUCAACCUCACCAGCACCUAUGAUGUGCCGGAGAAAUGGGCCAAGUUCUACGCAGCAGAGGUGGUGAUGGCCUUGGAUUCCAUCCACUCCAUGGGCUUCAUCCACCGGGACGUCAAACCGGACAACAUGCUGCUGGACGGACACGGACAUCUGAAGCUGGCAGACUUUGGCACCUGCAUGAAGAUGGACUCGACUGGGAUGGUCCACUGUGACACAGCUGUUGGAACUCCAGACUACAUCUCUCCAGAGGUGUUGAAGUCUCAGGGAGGAGAUGGGUAUUACGGGAGGGAAUGCGACUGGUGGUCUGUGGGCGUCUUCAUUUUUGAAAUGCUCGUGGGUGACACUCCGUUCUACGCCGACUCUUUGGUGGGAACUUACAGUAAGAUCAUGGACCACAAGAACUCCCUAAACUUUCCUGAUGAUGUGGAGAUCUCUAAAGAUGCCAAGAGUAUAAUCUGUGCCUUUCUGACCGACAGGGAUGUCCGGUUGGGCAGAAACGGGGUGGAGGAAAUCAAACGUCACCCGUUUUUCAAGAAUGACCAGUGGACAUUUGACACCAUCAGGGACACUGUUGCUCCUGUGGUCCCAGAGCUUAGCAGUGACAUAGACACAAGUAAUUUUGACGAGAUUGAAGAUGACAAAGGCGACGUCGAAACGUUCCCCAAACCUAAAGCUUUCGUUGGAAAUCAGCUACCAUUUGUUGGCUUCACCUACUUUAAAGAGGACCAGUUAUUAACUUCUGCCAAUAAUUCCUCAGUCACCCAUGAUAAUUCCAAAGGAGAGUCUGCGGCGCUUCAGAAGAAGCUUCACCAUCUAGAGCUUCAGAUGAAUAAGGACAAGCAAGUCAAGGAGGAACUGGAGAACAAAUGCAGAGCUACAACUGUCCGUUUAGAAAAAAUAACCAAAGAGCUUGAGGAAGAGGUGAGCAGCAGGAAGAGCCUGGAGUCGAACCUGAGGCAGCUGGAGCGAGAGAAGGCCCUGCUGCAGCACAAGAGCCUGGAGAGCCACCGGAAGGCCGAGAACGAGGCCGACAGGAAGCGCUGCCUGGAGAAUGAAGUUAACAGCCUUCGAGAUCAGCUGGAUGACAUGAAGAAGAGAAAUCAAAAUUCCCACAUUUCCAAUGAGAAGAACAUUCACCUGCAGAAACAGCUGGAGGAAGCCAACACGCUGCUGCGGGCCGAAUCUGAAGCGGCCACGAGGCUCCGCAAAGCUCAGACAGAGAGCAGCAAGCAGCUGCAGCAGCUGGAGGCCAAUGUGCGUGAGCUGCAGGAUAAAUGCUGCCUGCUGGAGCGCAGCAAGCUGAGUCUGGAGAAGGAGUGCAUCAGCCUGCAGGCCGCUCUAGAGUCGGAGAGGAGGGAGCACAGCCAGGGCUCCGAGACCAUCAGUGACCUGAUGGGACGUAUUUCUGGACUGGAGGAGGAAGCCCGCCAGCAGAGACAGACUCUGUCGAAAGCUGAAACUGAGAAGAGACAGCUCCAGGAGAAAUACACAGAUCUGGAGAAGGAGAUGAGCAACAAAGAGAUAGAACUGACCUACAAGCUGAAGGUUCUGCAGCAGGAGUUGGAGCAGGAGGGGGCCUCACAUAAAGCCACCAGAGCACUGCUGGCGGACAAGAGCAAGAUUAAAGUGACCAUCGAGGGGGCCAAGUCUGAGACCAUGAAGGAACUGGAGCGUAAGCUGUCAGAGGAACGAGCGGCCAAGCUGCGGUUAGAGAACAGAAUCCUGGAGCUGGAGAAACACAGUAGUAUGAUGGACUGUGACUACAAACAGGCUUUGCAGAAGCUGGAUGAGCUACGCAGACACAAGGACCGACUCACGGAGGAGGUGAAGAACUUGACACUGAAGAUUGAGCAGGAAACCCAGAAGCGUAACCUGACUGUAAAUGACCUGAAGGCCCAGAACCAGCAGCUGAACAUCCUGAAAACCUCUGAGAAGCAACUUAAGCAGGAAACCAACCAUCUGCUAGACAUCAAGCGCAGCCUGGAGAAGCAGAACCAGGAGCUACGCAAAGAAAGACAGGACACAGAUGGACAAAUGAAGGAAUUACAGGACCAGCUGGAGGCUGAGCAGUAUUUUUCUACACUUUACAAGACUCAGGUUCGGGAGCUGAAGGAGGAGUGUGAGGAAAAGAAUAAACUCUACAAGGACGUACAGCAGUCUUUGCAGGAACUGCAGGAGGAGAGGGACUCCUUGGCAGCCCAGCUGGAGAUCACUCUGACAAAGGCGGAUUCAGAGCAACUAGCUCGCUCCAUUGCUGAGGAGCAGUACUCUGACCUGGAGAAGGAGAAAAUAAUGAAGGAACUGGAGCUGAAGGAGAUGAUGGCCCGGCACCGUCAGGAGCUGUCUGACAAGGACAUCACAAUCAGCUCGCUGGAGGAGGCGAACAGGACGCUGACCAGUGAUGUCGCCAAUCUGGCCAACGAGAAGGAAGAACUGAACAACAAACUGAAGGAAGCACUUGAAGAAUCUGAUAAAUCAAAGGAUUGGGAGCAGCAGAUCAACCAGAUGAAGCAGUCUUUUGAGAAGCAGCUGCAGUCAGAGCGCACGCUGAAGACUCAGGCUGUCAAUAAGCUGGCAGAAAUCAUGAACAGGAAGGAAGUUCGCGGCGGAGGCAGCCGCCGUGGAAACGACACAGACAUGCGGCGAAAGGAGAAGGAGAACAGGAAGCUGCAGCUGGAGCUGAGGUCAGAGAAAGAAAAGCUCAACAGCAUCAUGAUCAAGUACCAGCGGGAGAUCAACGAGAUGCAAGCACAACUAGCAGACGAGAGUCAAACGCGUAUUGAGAUGCAGAUGGCACUGGACAGCAAGGACAGCGACAUCGAGCAGCUGAGGAAUCUGGUGCAGUCGCUGAGCGUUCAGUCUAUGGACUCGGCCAGCGUCAGCAGCGGGCCUGAGUUUGACACUGAUGAUGCUUACGCGGAAACGAGACUGGAGGGCUGGCUCUCUCUUCCUGUUAGGAACAACACCAAGAAGUUUGGAUGGGAGAAAAAGUACGUCGUCGUGAGCAGCAAAAAGAUUCUCUUCUACAACAGCGAACAUGACAGAGAGCAUUCCAGUCCCUGCAUGGUGCUCGACGUCGACAAACUUUUUCACGUGAGGCCCGUCACCCAGACAGAUGUGUACCGCGCUGAUGCCAAGGAGAUUCCCAGAAUAUUCCAGAUCCUUUAUGCUAAUGAAGGAGAGAGCAAAAAGGAGCCUGAGUUUCCUGUUGAGCCGCUUCCCAUUGGGGAGAAGUCCAGCUAUAUCUGCCACAAAGGCCACGAGUUCAUCCCCACGCUCUACCAUUUCCCCACUAACUGCGAGGCGUGCACAAAGCCCCUUUGGAACAUGUUCAAGCCGCCUCCUGCUCUAGAGUGCCGGCGCUGCCACAUCAAGUGCCACAAGGACCACAUGGACAAGAAGGAGGAGAUAAUUACUCCCUGCAAAGUGAACUACGACGCUAAGAACCUUCUGCUGCUGGCCGCCUCCCAGGAGGAGCAGCAGAAGUGGGUGAGCCGGCUGGUCAAGAAAAUCCCUAAGAAGCCUCCACCGGCGGAGCACUUCGGCCGCUGCUCCCCACGUACCUCCAUGAGAGUUCAGUCCAGCCAGUCCUUGAGGAGGCCUAGUCGACCGCUUCCAACCAGUAAAAGCAGUUAACCCUGCUUGAUGCGUCUCCAAGGUGAUGCAGUUUGUUUCCUACGAAGUUCCAUCUGCAGGUCAGCAACUCCACAUCCAUCCCUUGCUCCAUCCUGGGAGGAAAGGCUCCCCACUCCUUUCAGUCACUUCAUAACAACCAAGCUUGGCUGCGUUUCUGUGAGCUGGAAGGCUUAUGAACAAAGUCUGCUGUGCUUCUUGAGAGUUCCUCCUUCUACAGAAUAAAAACAAAAAACAGGGAGAGGCUGGAUGGGAAUUCACUUACCUCAACGGUUCUCAACAGGAAACAGUGCAAUGGAUGGAGCAUGCAAAAACAAAAAAGCUUUGGAGGUUCAAACAGCCAAAAAUAAGACAUUCAGCUUAAAAACUGUGAACAGAUUGAAGGGUUUAAAGGGGAACAUGACACUUAAAAAUAUUCUGUUGGGUUUUUAUCCCAAUGGUUUUUUGUUCUCCACAUGAUUGUAGCUUUUUCGCUUUCCAAGGUUCUGGUAUUAGAAUCCGAAUUAAGGUACAGGAAGCUGUUACUUCACAGGAACUCAGAGUAGGAGGACAGAGUGAAUAACUCUCUGGUUGCCUCUUACUGUGAUUUGUCAGUGAAACACUUGCUCUGCCUGCAGUAGCGGUUACAAAGCGAGCAUCUUCUCUCCGAUGGCAUCAAAAGGAGGAAUCCCCACAUCUUAAAGAAACCUGCACUGUCCAAUCCAAGGGAUGAUGUUUACCGUGUUUUCCUCCUUUUUUUGUUCAGUUUGAAUGUAGAAUCUGGUGCUGUACCAGAGGCGACACCGGGCAUCCUAUUACCAAAUGUACUUGAUUAAAGCCUAUGUUUCCAUCAGCUGCUUGGAGCGAACCUGCAUGCUUUCCACACGCCUCCACCAGGGUGUUUUUUUUUAAAGCAGCAGCGACCUUUAAGGCAUGAAAAACCUCGUCCUGAGCAGCACUAGUCCACUGAAGGCUUUAUAUUUUUGUCUAUUAAUGGUAACCAAACUUUUAGAUUGGAUGCGUUGUGUGUUUGCGGCUCAUACAAGCGCCUGGAGAGUAAACUGUAUGUUGUGUACAGACAGCUCUCCUUUAACCAAGAAGCAUGUUUUAUACAUAUAAAUACCCACAAUUUAUAUUUUACAUGCCAUACUGUGCACAUUAUAUUAUUUAUACAGCCUUGUCCACUUUGUAUUUAAGGGCCUUUACAUCGUGAUUGCAUGUUUGCUACCAAACGGCUCUA
Cyprinodon variegatus (sheepshead minnow) is the source of this 6057-nucleotide messenger RNA. RefSeq names its product Rho-associated, coiled-coil containing protein kinase 2 (gene rock2a). Bases 717 to 4841 code for a protein of 1374 amino acids. Gene Ontology annotation, biological process: regulation of actin cytoskeleton organization; positive regulation of centrosome duplication; smooth muscle contraction. Gene Ontology annotation, cellular component: cytoskeleton; cytoplasm; centrosome. The transcript has 32 exons. Gene Ontology annotation, molecular function: ATP binding; Rho-dependent protein serine/threonine kinase activity; small GTPase binding. Lineage: Eukaryota; Metazoa; Chordata; Actinopteri; Cyprinodontiformes; Cyprinodontidae. The record is from RefSeq and is a predicted model, not a curated record.